This is a messenger RNA of Gryllus bimaculatus (two-spotted cricket), 594 nucleotides long. NCBI's taxonomy places the organism in Eukaryota, Metazoa, Arthropoda, Insecta, Orthoptera, Gryllidae. The record is from the annotation of a GenBank genome assembly.
AUGAAUGUGGAGAAGCUGAAGAAACUCCAGGCACAGGUACGGAUUGGAGGGAAAGGUACACCCCGUAGGAAGAAGAAGGUCGUUCAUGCAACUGCAGCUACAGAUGAUAAGAAACUCCAGAGUUCAUUAAAGAAAUUAUCUGUUAAUACUAUCCCUGGAAUUGAAGAAGUUAAUAUGAUUAAGGACGAUGGUACCGUAAUUCAUUUCAAUAACCCGAAAGCCCAAGCCUCAUUAGCUGCCAAUACAUUUGCUAUCACCGGUCUUGGUGAAACAAAGCAAAUUACAGAGAUGCUACCAGGCAUUCUCAGUCAGUUGGGCCCUGAGGGCUUGACUCAGUUAAAACGUCUGGCCAGUGUUGCAAACAGUGCAGCUGGAGGAAAAGCAAGUAUUGAAGAAGAUGAUGAAGUUCCAGAACUUGUAGAGAAUUUUGAUGAAGCUAGUAAGGAGGAAGUAGCUGUGAACAUAGUUGCUGAUAAAGAUGAGAAAGGAAAGGCGAAGGAUCCAGAAGUGAAAUCCAAGGAUUCUACAACUGCAAAGGAGGAGGAAAAAUCCAAAGAACCAGCAUCGGAUACGAAGGAGAAAAGUGGCAACUAA